Gasterosteus aculeatus aculeatus (three-spined stickleback) is the source of this 4775-nucleotide messenger RNA. It is a transcript of the gene xdh, whose product is annotated as xanthine dehydrogenase. Gene Ontology annotation, molecular function: FAD binding; 2 iron, 2 sulfur cluster binding; molybdopterin cofactor binding. The record is from RefSeq and is a predicted model, not a curated record. Lineage: Eukaryota; Metazoa; Chordata; Actinopteri; Perciformes; Gasterosteidae.
AUCACUACCGGGCGAACGCGUAAGCACGAGCACGGCGAUGAACGACACCGGCACCGACACCGCGGCGCGCUCCGGGUCCCGCUCCAGGUCCCGCUCCGGGUCCGGGUCCCGCUCCGGGUCCCGCUCCGGGUCCGGGUCCCGCUCUGGGUCCCGCUGCGACCAGCUGGUCUUCUUCGUUAACGGAAAGAAGAUUGUGGAGAGGAACGCGGACCCUGAGACCACACUGCUGACGUAUCUGAGGAGGACGCUGGGUCUGACAGGAACCAAGCUGGGCUGUGCUGAAGGUGGAUGUGGCGCCUGCACCGUCAUGCUGUCACGACCCCAACCGCACACGGAGCGGGUGCUACAUUACGCCGUCAACGCCUGCCUCGCCCCGCUCUGCUCGCUGCACCUGGUUGCCGUGACAACGGUGGAGGGCAUUGGCAGUGUGGCGAGGAAGCUUCAUCCCGUGCAGGAGCGGAUAGCCAGAGCUCAUGGAUCUCAGUGUGGAUUCUGCACUCCGGGCUUCGUCAUGUCCAUGUAUGCUCUGCUGAGGAACAACCCCACGCCCAAGAUGGCUGACCUGGAGGAGGCCUUCCAAGGAAAUCUGUGUCGUUGCACCGGAUACAGGCCGAUCCUCGAGGGGUAUAAGAGCCUCACCGUGGACGGGGGGUGCUGUGGUGGAAGGGGGCGGGACAACGCCUGCUGUCUGGCCAAUGGGAGCGCAGCUGAGACGAGCUCACAGGAAGUCGCUGAUGAGUCAUCGUGUCUGUUCCGCGCUGCCGACUUUGCGCCGUUUGACCCCACGCAGGAAGUCAUCUUCCCUCCUGAGCUCAUGUCCCUCAUCAAAGAUCAAAGGUCGGCCUCGCUGUGUUUCAAAGGUGACCGGGCCACCUGGCUGCAGCCGUGCAGCCUGGACGAAUUGGUGCUUCUGAAAUGGAAACACCCCGACGCCAAGGUGGUGGUGGGGAACACCGAAGUGGGUAUCGAGGUGAAGUUUAAGAACAUGGUGCACCCGAUCAUCUUGGCUCCAGCCUUUAUCCCUGAACUGAACGAAGUGAGACACACUGAGAAUGGCGUGUUGUUUGGUGCAGCGUGCACGCUCAGCCACAUGGGGGCGGUGCUGAGAGAGGAAGUGCAGACUCGUCCGGCUCAUCAGACCGAGGUCUUCCUCGCCGUCCUGGAGCAGCUGCGCUGGUUUGCUGGACUGCAGAUCCGCAACGUUGCAGCGGUCGGAGGAAACAUCAUGACGGCUUCUCCCAUCUCAGACCUCAACCCCGUGUUCAUGGCAACGGGAUGCAGAGUGACGCUGCUGGAUAAAGACGGCCGCCGCGUGAUCCCAAUGGACAAUGCCUUCUUCACCGGCUACAGGAAGACAGCAGUGCGGCCUCAGGAGAUCCUGGUUUCCAUAGAGAUCCCCUACAGCAAGAAGUAUCAGUUCGUCUCCGCCUUCAAGCAAUCCCCUCGGCGUGAGGAUGACAUCAGCAUUGUCACGGCAGCAAUGAGCGUUACCUUUGGCCACGGUGGCGUGGUGGAGGACCUGAAGCUGAGCUAUGGUGGCAUGGCGCCAACCACGGUGAUGGCUAGCAGGACGGCGGAGAGGCUCCUAGGAAGGCGGUGGGGAGAGGAGCUUCUACAGGACGCCUGUCACUCAUUGGCCAAAGAGAUGACCCUCGAUCCCUCGGCGCCCGGCGGCAUGGUGACCUACCGCCGUACUUUGACACUCAGCCUCUUCUACAAGUUCUAUCUAACGGUGCUGCAGAAGCUAGGAGAUCAGGGUGUGAGCGUGGAGGCAGUCCCGCCCGACUGUUUGAGCGCCGCAGAUCUUCACCACUCGGAGACCCCGUCCGGAGUCCAGGUGUUCCAGGCCAUGCCGGAGGGGCAGGGCCAGAAUGACAUGGUGGGGCGUCCUAUGAUGCACCUAUCAGUGAAGCACGCAACGGGCGAAGCGGUGUAUUGCGAUGACCUGCCGCUGUACGAGAACGAGCUGUACCUGGCUCUGGUCACCAGCAGCAAGGCCCACGCCAACAUCCUCUCCAUAGACUCCUCCCUCGCAGAGACUUUACCAGGUGUGGUCUCUUGUGUGUUUGCUGCGGACAUCCCCGGCAGCAACGCCACCGGACCUAUUUUUUACGACGAAACCGUCCUCGCCGACCGCCAGGUGACCUGCGUGGGUCACAUCAUUGGCGCCGUGGUGGCCGACACUCAGCUCCACGCCCAAAGGGCCGCCAAAGCCGUGAGGGUCCAGUAUGAGGAGCUUCAGCCGGUGGUCACCAUCCAGGAGGCUAUUUCUGCCCAGUCCUUCUAUCAGCCAAUCAGAACCCUCCAGAGAGGCGACCUGGAGGCAGGGUUUAAACAGGCCGAUCAUGUCUUGGAGGGUGAGAUGCAUAUAGGAGGUCAGGAACAUUUCUACCUGGAGACAAACGUAACUCUUGCAGUUCCUCGAGGAGAAGAUGGAGAGAUGGAGCUCUUUGUUUCUACUCAGGCUGCUGCUAAAACACAGUCUUUGGUUGCCAAGGCGCUGGGGGUCCCUGCUAAUCGGGUGGUGGUCCGAGUGAAGAGGAUGGGUGGAGGCUUCGGGGGGAAGGAGAGCCGCUCCACACUUUUGUCCACUGUUGUUGCCGUGGCAGCAAACAAGCUGAAGAAGCCUGUGAGGUGCAUGCUUGACAGAGAUGAGGACAUGUUGGUGACGGGAGGAAGACACCCCUUCUACGGGAAGUAUAAGGUGGGUUUCCUCAGUAGUGGGAAGGUGGUGGCUUUAGACGUGUCGUACUAUAGCAAUGCCGGGCACUCCGUGGACCUCUCUUUCUCUGUCAUGGAGCGCGCCCUGUUCCAUAUGGAGAACUCCUACAGCGUGGCUAACGUGCGCGGCCGCGGCUACCUGUGUCGCACCAACCUGCCGUCCAACACUGCCUUCAGGGGCUUCGGGGGGCCGCAGGGCAUGAUGGUCGCAGAGAGCUGGAUGAACGACGUGGCUCAGAGUCUGGACCGGCCGGCCCACGAGGUGCGCAGGUUGAACUUGUACAUGGAAGGCGAGUCGACGCCCUACAACCAGAUCCUGGAUCAGCUCACGCUGGACCGCUGCUGGGACGAGUGUAUGUCCCGCUCCAAGUACCAGGAACGCCGAGCCGCCAUCGACCUCUACAACAGGCAGAACCGGUGGACCAAGCGAGGCCUCGCUAUCAUCCCCACCAAGUUUGGCAUCAGCUUCACGGCCCUCUUCCUCAACCAGGCUGGAGCUCUUGUUCAUAUCUACACCGACGGCUCAGUGCUGCUGACCCAUGGAGGCACCGAGAUGGGCCAAGGUCUCCACACGAAGAUGGUCCAGGUUGCGAGCAGGGUUCUGGGUAUCCCCUGCUCCAAGAUCCACAUUUCUGAGACGAGCACCAGCACGGUGCCCAACACCAGCCCCACUGCCGCCUCCGCCUCCUCUGACCUCAACGGCGCCGCCGUGCAGAACGCCUGCGAGAUCCUCUGCAGACGCCUGGAGCCCUACAAGAGCAGGAACCCCAAAGGAUCAUGGGAGGACUGGGUGAAAGCAGCGUACUUUGACAGAGUCAACUUGAGCGCUAACGGCUUCUACAAGACCCCGGAUCUGGGUUACGACUUUGACACCAACUCGGGCCGAGCAUUCAACUACUUCACAUACGGAGUGGCUUCUUCAGAGGUGGAGAUUGACUGUCUGACCGGAGCUCACAAGAACCUGAGCACAACCAUAGUGAUGGAUGUCGGUCGCAGCCUCAACCCGGCGAUCGACAUUGGACAGGUGGAGGGGGGCUUCAUGCAGGGUCUGGGUCUCUUUACCAUAGAAGAGCUCCGUUAUUCCCCCAACGGUGUCCUCCUCACCCGGGGUCCCGGCUCCUACAAGAUCCCGGCCUCAGGGGAUAUCCCCACCCUGCUCACUGUCUCGCUGCUCAGGGACGCCCCCGACGAAAAGGCCAUCUUCUCCUCCAAGGCCAUCGGCGAGCCGCCACUCUUCCUGGCCGCCGCCAACUUCUUCGCCAUCAAAGACGCGGUGGCCACCGCCCGGCAGGAGUCCGGCCUGAAGGGUCCGUUCAGGUUCGACAGCCCGGCCUCCACCGAGAGGAUCCGCAUCGCCUGCAGCGACCAGUUCACUCAGCUGUGUCCUCCUGCAGAACCUGGUUCCUUCACCCCCUGGUCCGUACAGGUCUAAAACCAGAGAGGAAGCCACCACAGAAAACCUCAGCACAAUCGGCUGUUAUCACCCUACAUCUCACUAAGGAAGCUCUUGUAUAAACUAGGGCUGUCAAUAGAUUACAUUUAAUGAACUAAUUAAUCGCACAUUUUAAAAUUCAUUAAUCUUGAUUAAUGGUGAUUAAUGAAUGGUGUUGUAACUCUUCCAGCUAGCUUAGCCUAGCAGCUAGCUUAGCUUAGCGGCGCUUAAAGUGGUCUGUUUGCCACUCACCCCCCCCUUCUGUUUGACACGUGGAGGAAUUCCUCUGCACAGUUCUCACUCAGUUGUCACGUUUGUUUUACUUCCAAUGCAAAACGCUCUCUCCAUCUCGAGCUACCGUCUUGAUUCCUCCGAUGUAACUGACUGCAACUACGUUUUUACUACGUUCAAAUGUUUUGUUGCAUUAAUCUCGGCCACAUUAAUCGCAUAGAUUAACGCGUUUAUGUUGACAACUCUAGUAUAAACUAAUCCUUAGAUGAUUAAUAAGUCUUUACUCUGAUCGGCGCUGCACUUCUUCCUCCCUGUUCCUGUCUCAAUAAAACAUGAAAGUAUUUGCACUGUAUGAACCGAAAAAAAUAAAGGACAUUUUAUUGGAUGAUUA